AUGCAUGAUUUCUUAUUCACUGCCUGUCUCUUCCACGACAUUGGGACCACGGACACAUACGACGGCUCGCAACGGUUCGAAGUCGAAGGGGCCGACGCCGCUGUAAAGCACCUGUCACAAUUCGAUGUGAGCGAGCGAGACAAGCACGAUGUCUGGACGGCGAUUGCAAUCCACACGAGUCCGCAGAUUGCAGAGAGGAUUGGGCAAUUAUCGAAGCUGGUGCGGCUCGCAGUAAUUACGGAUUUCGGCCGGAAGAGCGAGGCGUGGGAUGUAUUGCAACCGUUGCGAGGGAAAUUGGAAAAGGAUUUCGAGCGGUGCGGGAUCGAGAAGGUGCUCGGUGAUGCUGUGGUGGGGCAAGCGAAGAAAAAGCCUGAAAAGGCGCCGAUGGUGUCCUGGCCUGGAGUCAUGUACAAAGCGCAUCUGGCGGAGCCGGAGUGGGAGGGUGUGAACAAGGCGUUCUGA
Parastagonospora nodorum SN15 is the source of this 462-nucleotide messenger RNA. RefSeq lists its product as hypothetical. NCBI's taxonomy places the organism in Eukaryota, Fungi, Ascomycota, Dothideomycetes, Pleosporales, Phaeosphaeriaceae. The record is from RefSeq and is a predicted model, not a curated record. The transcript has a single exon. Bases 1 to 462 code for a protein of 153 amino acids.